UGUGUAUCGACGCACGAUGGACGCAAUUUCUGUGCUUUCUUUUUGGGAUUUGAUCCACGCCAAGUUUUGUUUAAUUUUCAUUGCAGUGUUUUUGACGCUUACAUACAUUUUAAAACGCAGGUCUCCGAAAAAGUUACCACCAGGACCAUGGUCAUUACCAUUUAUCGGUGACAUCCUUCGUAUUGAUGCCACAAAAAUCCACUUUCAGUUGGCAAAGUUUGCUGAGCAAUAUGGAGACAUUUUUACUAUUCAUUUGGGAACAAGGAUUGUUGUCCUAAACGGCCUCAAACGAUUGAAAGAAGCCUUUAUUGAACAUGGUGAAAAUUUUGUGGAUCGGCCUUCAUUCCCAUUGGCUGAAGACAUUGUCCGUAACAAUGGUUUGGUUGUGUCCAAUGGCUAUGCAUGGAAGCAGCAGAGGAGGUUUGCUCUCAUGACACUGAAGAAUUUUGGAUUGGGCAAGAAGAGUCUUGAGUCUUCCAUCCAGGUAGAAAGUAAAUGGCUGAGUGAAGCCUUCAGGAAUGAACAAGGCCAACCAUUUGAGCCACAGUUUGUUAUUAACAAUGCCGUCUCAAACAUUAUCUGCUGUCUGGUGUUUGGUGAUCGGUUUGAGUACACGGAUCAACAAUUUCAAUAUCUGCUGAGGUUAAUGAAUGAAGCCUUCUGUUUAGAAGGAAGCAGUUGGGCGCAACUAUACAACGCAUUUCCUUGGAUAAUGCGUAAAGUACCUGGUCCCCACCAAAAAAUAUUUGAACAUUGGGAUAAGGUGAUCUCCUUUGUGAAGUUGAAAAUUAAGGAACACAAGAAUGAUUGGGACCCAUCAGUACCCAGAGACUACAUUGACUGCUUCCUGGCAGAGAUGGAAAAGUGGAAAAAUGAUGUGGAUGCGGGGUUCAAUGAAGAAAACUUGUGUUUCUGCACUUUGGAUUUAUUUGUGGCUGGAACUGAGACCACAUCCACCACAUUGAAUUGGGGCCUGUUGUUUAUGAUCAAAUACCCUGAUGUACAAGAAAAGGUGCGUGCAGAAAUAGACCAUGUGAUUGGCCAGUCGCGCUUGCCCUCCAUGGCAGACCGACCCAACAUGCCCUACACUGAUGCUGUGAUCCAUGAGAUUCAGAGGAUGGGAAACAUUUUACCCCUCAAUGUAGCCCGUAUGGCUGUCAAAGACAUGCAAAUUGGAGAAUACAUCAUACCAAAGGGUACAAUGGUGAUGGCAACUUUAUCAUCUGUGCUUUUUGAUGCGAGUGAGUGGGAGACUCCCCAAACCUUUAAUCCAGGACAUUUCCUGGAUGCAGAAGGGAACUUCAGAAGAAGGGAUGCCUUCAUGCCAUUUUCAGCUGGUAAGAGGGUGUGUCUGGGGGAGCAGCUGGCUCGGAUGGAGCUGUUCCUCUUCUUCACGUCUCUCCUCCAGAGAUUCACCUUCUCUCCCCCACCUGGAGUAGAGCCCUGUCUUGAGUACAGAAUGGGAGCCAUCCACAGCCCCAAGCCUUACAAGCUCUGUGCUGUCCCCCACUAAGCAUAAACCCGCCAUCAAAUAUGUUGUAUUGAUAACAUAACUUCCGAAUGAAAACAAAUACAGUGAUAUCUUAAACAUUAAUUAAAUGAUUAAUUUGAUUUACAGUAUCUAUUAUUGGAGGCGACAUGGCUCAGGCAGUAAGAGCAGUCGUCUGGCAGUCGGAGGGUUGCCGGUUCGACCCCCCGCCCGGGCUGUUUCGAAGUGUCCCUGAGCAAGACACCUAACCCCCAAAUGCUUCUGACGAGCUGAUUGGGGCCUUGCAUGGCAGCCAAUCGCCAUCGAUGUGUGAGUGUGUAUGAAUGGGUGAAUGGAGAAGCAUCAAUUGUACAGCGCUUUGGAUAAAGGCGUAAUAUAAAUGCCUGCCAUUUAUUGCAUUAUAUAUGUGUAACCACAAGAUAAAGAUACUGAAUUCCUCUUGGAAAGAUUCAGCAAUUAAGGGAUAAUAAUAGUGCAUAAUAAUGAAAAGAGCAAUUACUUCCCAUGUGUGA
Conger conger (European conger) is the source of this 2001-nucleotide messenger RNA. Its product is annotated as cytochrome P450 2J2-like. The record is from RefSeq and is a predicted model, not a curated record. Gene Ontology annotation, molecular function: heme binding; oxidoreductase activity, acting on paired donors, with incorporation or reduction of molecular oxygen, reduced flavin or flavoprotein as one donor, and incorporation of one atom of oxygen; iron ion binding. The coding region runs from base 17 to 1513 and encodes 498 amino acids. Gene Ontology annotation, biological process: xenobiotic metabolic process. Lineage: Eukaryota; Metazoa; Chordata; Actinopteri; Anguilliformes; Congridae. The transcript is spliced from 9 exons. Gene Ontology annotation, cellular component: intracellular membrane-bounded organelle; cytoplasm.